Messenger RNA from Camelina sativa (false flax), 2562 nucleotides. Its product is annotated as glutamate receptor 1.4-like. NCBI's taxonomy places the organism in Eukaryota, Viridiplantae, Streptophyta, Magnoliopsida, Brassicales, Brassicaceae. Gene Ontology annotation, molecular function: ligand-gated monoatomic ion channel activity. Gene Ontology annotation, cellular component: membrane. The record is from RefSeq and is a predicted model, not a curated record.
AUGGAGAAUUAUAUGAUUCGUUCUGAUAAUUUUCUUCGUAUUAUGUUCUUCAUCCUGUCCAUUUCUUUUGUGUCUGUGACAUGCGCCAAUACUCAUCAAAAAGGUGAGGUAGAUAAAGUUUCAUCUGUUUUUGAAGACGUUCGUAUUGGACUGGUGGUGGACAUGAGUUCCAUGGAAGGAAACUUUGUGAGAAGCUCAGUUUCCAUGGCGCUUUCUGAUUUCUAUCAUGUCAACAAGGGCUAUAGAACAAGGGUCUCUGUCUUAUCCAGAGACUCUCAUGGUGACCCUCUCCAAACUUUAGCCGCAGCCAUGGAUCUCCUGCAAACUAAACAAGUGGAAACACUUGUUGGUGGACAAUCGUUGUUUGAAGCAAAAGUUUUGGCAGAACUUGGAGAGAAAGCUAAAGUUCCAGUGAUAUCUUUCCAUGUGCCUAGCUCUUUAACCUUGACCAAAUAUAGUUACUUUAUUCAAGCAAUGCAUGAUACCGACUCUGAGGCAAAGGGCAUUACAACAUUAUUCCGCAAUUUUGAUUGGGCAACUGUUGUUCUUAUCUAUGAGGAUGAUGAUGACUGGAGAGAGAGUAUACAACCUUUGGUCGGACAUUUCCAACAAAACGCUAUUCACAUCGAGUACAAGGCUGAAAUUUCUGUGUCAUGUAAUGAAGAAUGUAUCAUGAAGCACCUAAGAAAGAUAAAGACAUUGGGGAUAAGGAUUUGCGUUGCGCAUGUCUCUGAAAGCAUUGCAAAUAUUCUUUUCCCAUGUGCUCGGACGUUGGGAAUGAUGGAGGAAGGGCAUGCAUGGAUUCUUACAGCGAGAAGCAUGAAUAAUUUUCAAGACACAAACUAUGUAGCAAAGGAGGCAAUGGAAGGUGUGAUUGGUUUCAAGUCUUAUAUUCCAUUAACCAUGGAACUUCACAAUUUUACUUUGAGAUGGAAGAGAUCUUUGCUACCCGAAGAAGUGACGAGGAUGAGCAUUUGUAGCAUAUGGGCUCACGAUAUAGCUUGGAGUCUUGCAAGGGCAGCAGAAUUAGCAACGCUACCAGGUUUGCAUAUCAAUGAUCUGCUUGAGACAAUUUUAGAAAGUACUACUAAGCAUAAAGGUUUUAGUGGUGAAAUAAAAAUAAUCGACAGAAAAAUAAUCUCAUACAAAUUUGAGAUUAUAAAUAUGAUAGGACGAGGUGAAAGAAGUGUAGGAUUAUGGAGUUCUGGUAGUUUCAUAGGUAAGAACAGAAGAAAAAAUUCGUCUUCUACCAAUGUACUUGAGACAAUAAUAUGGCCUGGAGGGUCUACUAGAAUUCCAAAAGCUCGUUUGUUGAAAGACGAGAGACAAAGUAAAAAGAAGAAGCUGAGAGUUUUGGUACCAGCGGGAAACUACAUACCACAAUUAUUGGAAGUCAAAACAGAUGUUAAAACAGGAGUCACAGCUGCUAAAGGUUACUGCAUAGAAGUUUUCGAGACGUCAAUUCAACCUUUCAAUUAUGAAGUGGAGUACAUACCUUGGCCUGUUGCAUUUAACUACCAUGAGUACAAUGAAUUAGUGUACGCAAUCUAUGACCAGAGAGACAAGUAUGAUGUAGCUGUUGGAGAUAUCACAAUUACUGAUAACAGAUCUACAUAUGUAGAUUUUACAUUACCAUUCACUGAUAUUGGCCUCGCAGUUGUGGCUGCCAAAGACAAAAGCAUGUGGAUUAUUUUUAAGCCUUUAAAACUUAGUCUAUGGCUAACAAUCAUAGGUUUCUUUAUCUUGACCGGGGUUGUAGUUUGGUUGAUAGAGCGGCACGAUAACACUGAUUUCCAAGGCUCUUAUGUCCACCAAAUUGGAACAUUGCUAAGUUUUGGGUUCUCGACCCUUGUCUUCGCUCAUCGGGAGAGGCUACAACAUAGUUUAUCAAGAUUUGUUGUUAUUGUUUGGGUAUUUGCGGUGCUUAUAUUGACCUCAAAUUACACUGCAACGUUGACAUCAGUGAUGACGGUUCAACAAAUACGGUUGAAAUCUCAAGAAAACAUUGGCUUCUUCUUAGACUCUGUUGCAGCAAAAGCGGUUUAUUAUGAUAAUCCUACAUUCCAAGGACCGAGAUACAAAGGGUUAGAGACAUAUGAUUAUAUAAAUGCUUUAAAGAAUGGAACAAUCUUGUUCAUCGUCGAUGAAGUUCCAUACGUAAAGCUACUUGUUGCUAGAUACCCUUCAGAAUUCUACAUUGUCAAAACCGAAAGCCUUACCAACGGCUUUGGAUUCGUUUUUCAAAAAGGAUCUCCUUUGGUUCAAAACGUUUCAAGAGAAAUCGCAAUGCUAAGGAGAACAGAGAAGCUAAAAGCCAUGGAGAACUGGUGGUUUCAUAGACAAACAAUAUAUGCCACAAGUGAUGAUACGAGCGAUCCCCUCACGGUUUACACAUUUCGCGGUUUGUUUAUGAUCACAGGAGUUUCUUUCGCAUUUGCUCUCACUAUCUAUCUAAUCCCCUGGAACCGAGACCAAAGACAAGUCUUUCUUAAACAUUUCCACCAUUUUGUUAAUCAUCGAUUUGGAAGAGUAAUUCGUCCGUCGCCCACCACACUUGCCUAG